AUGGCUAGUCCUCCUGUUCUAGCUUUCGACGCCGAGGGCCGUCCGGUCAAAUUCGAAACCUGGCUAGAUGAUCUGCACCUUUUCCUACAGCUCACUGCCAAGGAAGAUAUUACACUGUACGACCACGCUCUCGGCCAUGCGACCGCCCCACUCGCUACUGCCCCCCCAACUGAGCGCUCACAGUGGCAGACCCGUGACGCGCACGCUCGCUUUGCUAUUCGCAACUCCCUGCCGCUAGAUGAGCGCGAGCACUUCGGCCAGUGCAAGACUGCUAAGGACCUCUACACAGCUGUAGUGGCCCGCUACUCCUCACCCGCUUCUGCCACACUAGGCCGCCUCACUCUCCCCUACCUGUUCCCCGACCUAGCCUCUUUUCACACUGUCGCAGACCUCAUCACCCACCUUAAGACUAGUGAGGCUCGCUUUCGCGCUGCCAUGCCUGAUGAGUUCCUCGCUAGCAACCCCCCCCCGCUCUGGAUCACUCUCUACCACGUUGUCACCCGCCUCCCUGACUCUCUGCGCCCUGUCAGGGACCAGUUCCUCUCUCGCUCCCCCACUGAGCUCACCAUAGCCCUCCUCGAGAAGGAACUGCUUGCAGCCGAGGCUAGUAUCGUCGCUGUAGGCACCUCUCGUGGCGACCCCCGCGGCCCCUUCUUCGAGGGGUGCUCCCCUUCCCCCCUCCUCCCCUCUGUCGCCUCUGCUGCUGCUGUCGACCUCCUUGGUGCUGAGAAGGUCGGGGCUGCGUCUGCUUCAGGCGGACGACGCAGGGGCAGGAGUGGCAGGAGUGGGGGUGGUGGCGGAGGAGGCGGGGGUGGAGGUGGUGGCGGUGGAGGUGCGACUGGAGAGGCUAGUGGCGGCGGUGGUGGAGGUGACAGCGGUGUUGGGAGUGGUGACAGGGGCGGAGGUGGCAGCGGAGGCGGAGGUGGUCGUGGCAGCGGCAGGGGUGGAGGUGGCCGGGGCGGAGGCGGAGGGGGUGGUGGUCGUGGAGGCCCGGCGGGCGGUCAGAGUCAGCAGCCUGCCCCGACCCUUCAGGCCGCCCGUGAGUGGUAUGCGCGGCGCAGCGUCACCUGCCAGUACGUUAUUCGUACAGGUGACCGCACUGGCCAGACGUGUGGGGGGCCGCACCAGACGGAGCGCUGCUUCGCCCGCCUCAACGAUGCGUGGCGCACUCAGUUUCCUGGUGGGGGUGAGCUGCCGCGCUGGGCUGAUCUGCUCAGGAAGGGUGUUGAUAUUUGGGCACUUGACUUUGAUGCUAUUCUCACUGCCAUCCUCUAG
This is a messenger RNA of Closterium sp. Yama58-4, 1275 nucleotides long. Lineage: Eukaryota; Viridiplantae; Streptophyta; Zygnematophyceae; Desmidiales; Closteriaceae. The record is from the annotation of a GenBank genome assembly.